AUGUUACACCGUAUUUUAAAAAAAAGACGUGAUAGCCUUAUUCACAAUGUAGAAGAAUGGAUUCUCAACAUUUGUACGGUAUUUAACGUUGCCAAAAAACGAAAGGAAAAGACAAAAAUGUGGCUUGACUCUAUUGGUUUAGAAAAUAUCAACCCAACAGAAAAACAAAACCACAUAUUGCCAACCAUUUUUCCUUCUGGCCAGUUAGCAAAUAAAAUAAAUAUUCUGAAGAGUGUUAAUUCUCAAGAGCAGAGUAGAAAUCAGGUUCCGCCUCUUAAGACACUCACGAGACAAGACGAGGGUGGUCGAUAUUCUUACUCUCCGGAAACUAAAGCAUGUGUAGACAGACAAGUUUUUUGA
Molecule: messenger RNA, 360 nt
Organism: Parnassius apollo (apollo)
Lineage: Eukaryota; Metazoa; Arthropoda; Insecta; Lepidoptera; Papilionidae
Source: the annotation of a GenBank genome assembly